This is a messenger RNA of Didymodactylos carnosus, 878 nucleotides long. The record is from the annotation of a GenBank genome assembly. NCBI's taxonomy places the organism in Eukaryota, Metazoa, Rotifera, Eurotatoria, Philodinida, Philodinidae.
UAUUUGGCACCAUUUGAACUUUAUGUAUUAUACAAUUUAGCUCUCGUACACAUUCAUUUGCAACAAUAUGCAUCUUCAAGCAUAUUUUUACAAUCGGCACUAAGAAUUGAUAAAAAACAUGCACAAUCUUAUUCAUUAUUAGGUACAGUAUUGGAAUAACAUCAAAUUGGUUUUAUAUUUGUAAAAGAAAUUCUGUGAAGUGUAAUUUUAAUAGUAUGAAUGAAUGAUCAUUUCUGUAAUUUUAUAUUCAUAUUUUAGGUUUGACAUUGGCGAAAUUAAAUGACGUUGAUAAUGCUAUUCGCGCGUAUGAGGUUGCUAUUCAAUUAGAUUCCACCGACCCGACGACACAUUUAAAUUUAGCUGUUUUGCUCUUUAACACGACACAAAACAAACAACAAAUCGAUAAAACAUUAAAAACCUUUCGAGAAGCAUACGACAGAAAAGUUGAUAUUGAAGGUGCACGAGAAGUAGAUGGAACGAUGUUGGAAAUUGCGACAAAACUAAGCGAUGCUAUGCAAACAAAUAAUACUCUAAAAAUUGAACAACCAAAAUCCUUGCCAAGAUCGAUUAAAAAUUUUCAAGAUAUGCCACCACUAGCAAACGAAGAUGAACCGUGGAUGAAACCUGACAAUUUACUACCAUCAACCGAACGAGUACAACAACCAGCCGCUGACGAUGAUGAAUUUCCAAUUACAUCUCCGAGAAGACAAAUAGAGCCAGUAGUUGAACCGAAAAAAGAAUUGCCAGUAAUAAAAACAAAAAUAUUUGAUGAUGGAAGACGGAGAAAAACAGACAGAACACAAGUGACAGAUAAUAAUAAUAAUGGAACAGCAGAAAGACCAUCAGCUGUGCCGACCGAUGAUGAUACGUUUUUCUAA